Messenger RNA from Naegleria gruberi, 2307 nucleotides. RefSeq lists its product as uncharacterized. The coding region runs from base 1 to 2307 and encodes 768 amino acids. The record is from RefSeq and is a predicted model, not a curated record. The transcript has a single exon. NCBI's taxonomy places the organism in Eukaryota, Heterolobosea, Eutetramitea, Acrasida, Naegleriidae.
AUGCGCAAGCUUACCCACACUGUAUUAAAAUCACAUUCUUCUGCAGUGAUUAAUGCUCGCAAAGUGCCCUCUAUCAUCAAAUCAAAUAAUAUUUUGAAUGUUUCAUGGCAUCCAUGGAAAGCUUUUCAAACAACAAGUCCUUGGCAAAAUCAAUCCUUCACACGGGACGGUUCUUCGGUUCUUGGGGGAAAGCCACCAACAGAGACAACAGACAACAAAUCCAUCAUCACCCUAGCAUUGAAAGACUUUGACACCUGGUCGGUUGCACAAGUAUCUGCUGUGUUGAUGUUGAGCAAACAGGAAGGGGGUAUCGGUUUGUCCGAGGAGAAGAUCAAACCACUCUAUGAUUCUGCUUUUGAUGGACUGGCUCUGAGCUAUAUUGCAACAGGUAUUAAGGGAAAUAGAUUAGAAGGAAAGAGUGAAAUCAGUUGUAUCGAACAUACCAUCAAGACAAUUACAAACAGUAAGGACUUUGCUUCAGUGCCGAAAACUACUUGCACAACUGUUGUUGAAUGGGUUGCUACCAAGUUGACACCUAAACCAUAUAGGUUGUGGAACACUCAAGAGUUAGAUGAUUUUCUUAGCAAACCAAAAGCCGAGGGAGGUGCUGGAUUGAGUGAUGAGUCCGUGGUCUACCUCCAUCGUGCCAAAAUCGACAACCUAACACUUGCCCGAAUUGUUACUGUCAUUAAGGAAGAAAGAAUGAAAGGCCUUACAGAAGAAGAAUGUAUUGAGCUUGCCACAAAGAUAAUGACAAGCGAUAAGGACUUUGCUUUAGUACCAGAAUCUACUUGUAAAGCUGUCACUGAGUGGGUUGCUGCCAAGUUGGCUCGAAAGGCUGAUGAGAGAGGUACUUUCAUUAACAUACCCUCCGAUUUGCUUGGUCAUUGGAAGCGCCAGUUGGGAGGAGAAAUAUCUGAAGGUUUGAGAAAGGAAAGAACAAAUGCAAAAUAUGACUACCUCCGUAAUUUACAUGAUCCAACAAACAUGAAAAAACUGGAAAAUUUCAUUGGAACAUAUAUUGAUCUUCCUGUCUUUGGAAAGGAAGAUAGUGAUUUAUCUCCAAAAGACUUUGAUCCAAAUGAUAAAUUUCUUUUAACUCAGCAACGAUUUGAUAUACUGAAAAAGGUUGUGAAUGGAAGCACUGGAUUGGUUUUAUCAGGUCCUCAUGGAAUUUCAAAGUCAUACACACUUUAUCUAAUAGCUGCCUAUGCCUUUGUAAAUUCCAUUCCAGCACUCUAUGUUCCAAAGUGUCGUUCCUGGCUCAGCACUUUCAACAUAGAUAAGGAAGUUGGUGCCAAUAACUACUUGCGUAGAUUGUUCUUUUCGCUGAAUAGUGACAUUCUUUCUACGACCCAAAUUAUGGAAUUACAGAAAUCAAGAAAUGUGGUCGAACAUUUGAGCACCCAUAUUGGAGAUAAGGGAUCUAUGUUCUAUUUGUUUGAUGAACACAAUGAAUUAUUCAGACCUGACUAUUACAAUAAGAUUCCUGCUUCUUUUGCUUAUUUUCAAGAUUUUAUCAGAUGGACAGGAGUUACAUCAGGGAAUUACACAGUUACUAUCUAUUGUGGAAGUGCUCAUAGCUCCUUCGAAGACCAUUUACCAGGAGGAGAAAGAGGAAGGGUAGUUAGAAUCACUCCUCCAACAAUGACAGAAUUUGAACAACUUGUUUCAGCUGUGGGUUUGAAUCCAAAGGAUAAAAGAAUAGCUCAUGUAACAGGAAGAAUUCCAAGAGAGUUGAAAUACUUGGCUGACCAUUUGAAAGGUAAAAAGGGUACUGAUGAAGAUUUCAACCAUUUUAUCACAGUAAGGCAGGGAGAAUAUGCUUCUAGAUUGCGCUCAUUAGUUAACAAAAUGGACAAAGAGGAGAAUGAUGAGUUUUUAAAAACACUUGAAGAUCUUUUUACUCUGGGUCUUUUCGAUGGAAGACCUUGCACUGUUUCAGGAAAUGUUUACGAUAUGGGUUUACUAUACAAGGAUUCUGAUCAAAACCUUUAUAUUAUUAAUGAUCCAGCAAAUAGAUGCUUAUUCCAUCACUACUGCAGCAAAGUUGACAUGCCACACAUACCCAAGAAUAUUUCUGUUUCACAGAAAGGAGCACUGUUUGAAAAAUACUUGUUAAGACGAGAGUAUGGACUUUGUAAACAUUUGGAUGGAAAAUUCUAUGUAACAAACAAGUUGAGUACAACCACAACAUCCACCUUAUCAUAUGAAGUUAACGAACAUGCAAGUUUGGAUCUAAAGGAUUUACAUUCCCUCAAUCGAAGAAACUAUUUGCGGGGAACAGGAGUACCACUACCAGAGUAG